This is a messenger RNA of Bubalus bubalis (water buffalo), 11753 nucleotides long. RefSeq names its product hook microtubule tethering protein 3 (gene HOOK3). The transcript has 22 exons. Gene Ontology annotation, cellular component: cytoplasm; centrosome. Gene Ontology annotation, biological process: cytoplasmic microtubule organization; cytoskeleton-dependent intracellular transport. Gene Ontology annotation, molecular function: microtubule binding; dynein light intermediate chain binding. NCBI's taxonomy places the organism in Eukaryota, Metazoa, Chordata, Mammalia, Artiodactyla, Bovidae. The coding region runs from base 118 to 2274 and encodes 718 amino acids. The record is from RefSeq and is a predicted model, not a curated record.
GCGGGAGCCGCGGCGGCCUCCAGCGCCGGGCGGAGUCGGCGGCCGCGCGGAGGACGCAACCCGGGCCGCGCCGCGGGCCUUCAGGCGGGGCGGGGCGGCCGAAGCCGCGGCGGGAAGAUGUUCAACGUGGAGACCCUGGAGCGGGCGGAGCUGUGCGAGAGCCUCCUCACUUGGAUCCAGACAUUUAAGGUGGACGCACCAUGCCAGACCGUGGAAGAUUUAACGAAUGGGGUUGUGAUGGCCCAGGUUCUUCAAAAGAUAGAUCCUGCGUAUUUUGAUGAAAAUUGGUUAAACAGAAUCAAAACUGAAGUAGGAGAUAACUGGAGGCUAAAGAUAAGCAACUUAAAGAAAAUUUUGAAAGGAAUCCUGGAUUACAAUCAUGAGAUUCUAGGGCAGCAGAUCAAUGACUUUACCCUUCCUGACGUGAACCUGAUUGCUGAGCACUCUGACGCUGCAGAGCUGGGAAGGAUGCUUCAGCUCAUUUUAGGCUGUGCUGUGAACUGCGAACAGAAGCAAGAGUACAUCCAAGCCAUCAUGGUGAUGGAGGAGUCUGUGCAGCAUGUCGUCAUGACAGCCAUCCAGGAGCUGAUGAGUAAAGAGUCCCCUGUGUCUGCUGGGAAUGAUGCCUAUGUUGACCUUGAUCGCCAGCUGAAGAAAACUUCAGAAGAACUACAUGAAGCUUUGUCGGCCAAGGAGGAAAUUGCUCAAAGGUGCCAUGAGUUGGAUCUGCAGGUCGCAGCACUGCAGGAGGAGAAAAGCAGUCUGCUGGUUGAGAAUCAGGUAUUAAUGGAAAGACUUAAUCAGUCAGAUUCUAUAGAAGAUCCUAACAGUCCAGCAGGAAGGAGGCAUCUGCAGCUCCAGACUCAGUUAGAGCAGCUCCAGGAAGAAACAUUCAGGCUUGAAGCAGCCAAAGAUGACUAUCGAAUACGCUGUGAAGAGCUGGAGAAGGAGAUCUCUGAACUUCGGCAGCAGAACGAUGAGCUGACCACUCUGGCAGACGAUGCUCAGUCUCUGAAGGAUGAAAUAGAUGUUCUUAGACAUUCUUCUGAUAAAGUUUCUAAACUAGAAGGCCAAGUAGAAUCAUAUAAGAAGAAGCUAGAAGAUCUAGGUGAUUUGAGGCGGCAAGUUAAGCUCUUAGAAGAAAAGAAUACCAUGUAUAUGCAGAACACAGUCAGUCUAGAGGAGGAGCUGCGAAAAGCCAACGCAGCUCGAAGUCAACUUGAGACGUAUAAGAGACAGGUAGUAGAACUACAAAAUAGAUUAUCUGAAGAAUCGAAGAAAGCCGAUAAAUUAGAUUUUGAAUAUAAGCGGCUAAAAGAAAAAGUUGACAGUCUUCAAAAAGAAAAGGAUAGGUUGAGAUCGGAAAGGGAUUCUCUGAAGGAAACCAUUGAAGAGCUUCGCUGUGUUCAGGCUCAGGAAGGACAGCUCACAACUCAAGGGUUGAUGCCUCUGGGAAGUCAGGAGUCUUCAGACAGUCUUGCAGCAGAGAUCGUCACACCGGAAAUCAGGGAGAAGCUCAUUCGUCUUCAGCAUGAGAAUAAGAUGUUGAAAAUCAACCAGGAGGGUUCCGACAAUGAGAAGAUCGCCUUGCUGCAGAGCCUUCUGGAUGAUGCCAACCUCCGCAAGAAUGAGCUGGAGACAGAGAACAGGCUGGUGAAUCAGAGACUCCUAGAAGUACAGUCCCAAGUGGAAGAACUGCAAAAGUCUUUACAGGAGCAAGGCUCAAAGGCGGAAGAUUCAGUUCUUCUAAAGAAGAAGCUUGAAGAGCAUCUAGAGAAGCUGCAUGAAGCCAAUAAUGAGCUGCAGAAGAAGAGGGCCAUCAUCGAAGAUCUUGAGCCAAGAUUUAACAACAGCUCCUUAAAAAUUGAAGAAUUACAAGAAGCUUUACGGAAGAAAGAAGAGGAAAUGAAGCAAAUGGAAGAACGAUAUAAGAAAUACCUAGAGAAAGCCAAAAGUGUUAUCCGUACUUUAGAUCCUAAACAGAAUCAAGGAGCAGCACCAGAAAUACAAGCUCUUAAAAAUCAGCUCCAGGAACGGGACCGGCAAUUCCAUUCAUUGGAGAAAGAAUAUGAGAAAACAAAGAGUCAAAGAGAGAUGGAAGAGAAAUAUAUUGUCAGUGCCUGGUACAACAUGGGGAUGACUCUGCACAAAAAGGCGGCUGAAGACAGGCUUGCGAGCACAGGGUCGGGGCAGUCGUUCCUGGCGAGGCAGAGGCAGGCCACCAGCACGCGGCGGUCUUACCCGGGCCACGUCCAGCCAGCCACCGCAAGGUAGACAAGUCCCGCCGCUGGGGUAGAAACACCCGCGUUCAACACACACUUCUGUUACAUGGCACGGCGUUUCAGGAAGUUCAGCCAGCUUGUAUUUCGUCUCCAUUUUAUGUUACCCUUCAGUUGUGUCUCAUUUGAGGACUUUCUCUUUUCUGUAUCUGUAAUGCUUUCGUUUCUCAGUCCUUUAUUCUGUAGUCCUGUCAGUUCCUUUUAAUGUGCCAAAACCUUUUUAAAUGCCCAGUUAAACGUGUUGUAUAUUAGUGCAGUACUUUUCUUUGUAUGAAAAUGUCCUUUCCCCAACAGUGUAGGCUUUGUAAUGAAUUAGAUUUUCUGCCAAUAAUUGAGAUACAAUUUAUAUUCUCUAUCGUGCCUCUGUGUUACCAUGCUUUCUAAGAAUGUCUUUGUUUAAAGGGAAUUAAUCUUUUUAUGAUGUAUUAAUCCGUGUUUUCAAUUGUUUUCCAAAUGCACUUCAAAUAACUUACAUAUUUACUAUAUAAAAUGGUUGGCAAGUGCACUUUUUGCAAAGACAUAAAUACAUUGGCAGAGGUGCUAAUCAGCUCUCACCCAAGGCACCUGAGAGAAUUAUUUAGAGGGAAAAAAACGAGUUUUCACAUUGUUUUAUAGGAAAUUAAAUUUGUCUGAAGAUUUGGAAACUAUUUUUAAAACAUAAAUAGAAUUUCAUUAUUUCCUGCUAUAUUGUUUGCUGGCAGAAGUGAAUGUGUUGGUUAGGCUGUUGGGGGAGAAGUUACAGAAGAAAAAAAAUCAGGCAGUACAUUCUUUUUUUUGUUUUGUUUUGGAAUAUCACAGUAACUGGGGAUCAGAUUCUAGCAGUGGGGAUAACACUGAAUUUCAACCACCCUCCAUGUCUAAAUGAUUUAUUUUUUAUAUACUUGCAAGUCACAGGUAGCCUUACCUUCGGGGUAAUUUCCUUGUUGACUUGCACCUCAUUUGUAUUACUUAUUCCUUAAUAUAGACCCUUCUGUUUCUAACUAAUUCCUAAUACUUAACAUCUUACUAUCAGUCAUUAAGAUCAAUAAGUGACUUCCUGUGUGUGAUGUUUCUGACAGGUCUCUUUCUUAAUUCUGUGGAUGAGUCUAAGAAUUUGCUGCCAGGCAGAUUCUCUCUCGGGUAUUUGGUUGCCCCAAAGUGCUUACAUUUGUUGACAGAUUAUAAACUGUUUAUUUACGUUGAUGAAUGGCUGUCAAGUAACAGAGAUUGUGAAGCACUUUGACUAUAUAAGGUGCUAUGUAAAUGCAAAAUAUCAUUCAUUUAAACAUUAAAUGUCUCUGGCUCGCUUUCCAUAUUGGCUUAAAUAUUUGGCCCCAAAUUAUAUUAAAUAUAUUCUCCUCCAGCCUUUCUCUUGCACCACAACCCACUUUUUAAAAGCAAAAAUUUACUGAAAUUAGGUUGAUCGUUUAUUUGGUUUUGGUUUUAGAUAGGUUACCUGUUAAGAAGAUUGUAUUUCAUGUACUUGCUGUUUGGAAGUUCAGGUUUCAUUUAGUUUUGUAUAUUAAAUAUAAAUGAGUAACUUUAAAUCAAGCUAAAUGUACUUAAGAAUUUUCAGAAGCUAUAUUUGGAUGUCUGAUUUUUAAUCCUUAUUUCCUUUUUUUUUUUUUUUUUAAGAAAAUGGACCUAAAAUUAUUUUAGGUGUUUUCAUUUGUCCUCGGAAACUAUACCUAAAGAAAGGUAUUAGAAAGUGUGCAGGAAUGACUCGAUGCAUUGAGCUAAUAUUUUACAUUAAGUACAGAAGUCUGAGCUCAGUGUGAAUGCCUCCACCUGGUAAGAAGAAAAGCGGGAGGACUUAGUAGUAAAGGAUAGAACCAUGUGAGUAGGUGCAUCCUGGGGCUUCCGGAGGCUGGGCAGACCCAAGCCCAUAGAAUGUUUUGACAAUAAAAGAUUAAGAUGGUUCAGCCUCGCCCACCCCACCACUUCCAAUCCCCUUAUUUCACAAAUUAGAGAAUGGAUCCAACUGUUUUAAAAUAAGGCAUGAACACUAACCUUGGUAAAAUUGAAAUUACUGGUAAAUAACACCUGCAGAAUAAGAUGGACUAAAACCAGAGUCCCCGAGCUGUUUCUUACGUGGAUUCUAUCCCAUGAGAUAAGGAGUUUUCAUUUUAAUUCUCUAGUGCUAGCCCCGUCCUGGCCUCCUACCCAGCCACCUACCCAGAUUUGUUUCUCUACAUGGGCACGUGCCAAGCUCCUGGAAGGAAAUUUUCCAUCCCAUUUUUCUCCAGCAUCCCAUUAUUUUGGUGUUUACAUUCAUAACCUUCACUCACCUUUACAAUAUCCUAAGUUUUAAUAUAUUGCUUUCAUUCCAUAACAGAAAUUUUAUUUCUAAACAUUCUGUGAUGUUUUUUGAAAAGCACGAAUAAAACUGCACUGUCCCAGUGAGAACCCUAUUUCCUUGGCCCAGCUUUUGGGCAGGGUUUUAUGAAUUUCUCUUUUCUCAGUGAUGAUUAUUAAUCUCUAGGAGGUUUGUGCCAAUGCACGAUCUCUCUGCAAGUUGUGAGACGCUGGGCGCCUUAGGUAGACGGGAGCUGAGCUGGGCCGUGCUGGACAGAUGCCCACGCACAGUGGCUCCAUGAAGCCUGCGCUCCCUGGGGCAGUGGAGCCAGUCCUGGUGCACCACAGAGUCAGCACAGAGUUACUGCAUUAAGGGUGGGGCGAGGCGUCACCCCAGGUCUGAAUUCUUCUAAACAAAAACAUUAUUUUCUGUUUUCCUUCUAACCAGGGUGAGAAAAUACAAAGUUAGUAACUAAAGACCACAAAAGCAUAAAUUUUAUAUUCUGCAGUGUGUAUUUAACAAGUUUGUAAUGGGGGAAAAAAUCCAGCAAAUAUUACAAUUUACCACAUCUUUAAAAGAGAAUAAAAAAUACAGUUGUACUUACAAGAACUCAUACAAACUCCAUCAGAUCUUUUUAGUAUUUGUCUGAUUACCUAAUAACCAAGAAAAAAAGAAGCCCCAAAAUAAAGGCUCCAUUUUCUUUUUUUUUUUUUUGGCCACACCACGUGGCAUGUGGGAUCUUAGUUUCUCAACCAGGGAUCGAACCUGUGUCCUCUGCAUUGGAAGCAGGAGAGUCUUAACCACUGGACCACCAGGGUAGUCCCAAGGCUCCGUUUUCUAAACACUGAUCAGGAUUGAAUUAUUUCUGUUUGAUAAAACUGGCUAGUGAGAUGAUUCAUUAUAAUAAGGAUGAUAUUGUCAGCUUUUGUUGAGGUCUUAACCGCUUUGUCUGUGUAGUAACAACUCAACUGCACAAACGUAAGCUAAAGGUUUCCACUCAGAAGCAUCCGCCCACAUUCCAUCAGCAGGCGUCAGAAAGGCAUGCGAAUCUGUGCUGUUACAGACAGACCAGCAGUAAGCCAUGUGAAGGGAAGCGGGGUUUAAGGUUGAAGGAGAGGUACAUUUUUAUUUAUGAAUUUUUUUACUCACACUUCCUCCUCAGUUGCAGUUUUAUUUAUUCACAUCUAAUGAUACAAGAUAUUUUUUGGAGUCUCUUGCUCUCCAAAAAGCAUUCAUCUUUUAAAGAUAACACCCUGUUUGAAAAUCUUUAUCUCACUAUAAGAAUUGUCUUGAAGCAAAACUCUAAAUUUUUGAACUUUAAUCCUAACUUCCUGCAAUGAAUCUCCAGUGGUCCAGAUCUCAGACUCCGGGAGUGUCAGAACUUUCCCCAGUUGGAACACGUGAGGUUUAUCUGACAAAUUACUAGUAACCCAGAUAGUGUAAACCCCGUUAGUUUAGAGCCACCUAGAUGAGAACUUCUGUGGCCCUGAAGGGAGAGGACAGUGCUUGGCGUUUUGCUUUUUUAGCUGAGAGCAAAACAGCAACAUGAGUUUUGUUGUCUGUUCAUUAAGCUGUGGACCACGUUUUGACUUUUUAUCCUCAAAUUACAAAGUGACUCUGCCUAGAAAUGGUUGUGGAACUACAGAGUGCAUUUCUCAGCAGUGAUGUCUAUGUGAUACCCCACAGGGUAGGAACAAAAUAAGAGGGGCUCUCAGAAUCUUUGAAAAUUAUUUUAGCACGCUUUUUCCUUUUUUUUUUCCCCUUUUUAUAAUGAUCAUCUCUCUUCCUCUAUUUCCAACUGUGAAAAUGGCAGCUCAUUUUAGUAAUGUACAGCCCAGUUUCACUACAUUUAAAAAGCAGUUUCAGAGCUUAUUCUUUGUAACUAUAAUGAUUCGAAUAUUUUGUAUCAUGACUUUUUUAUAUGAGGGAAGCUAUUCUCUGUCAUCCUUUUUUUUACUUUCUAUAAAGCAUAUUUAAAUAAUAAUUGGUGUAUGUUCAUUCUGUUGAAAACUUUGGAAAUGUUUUAGUGACCAAUUUAAGCACGGUAAUUUUAUUGUUCUUAAGUUGUACAACAAAUAAUGUUUAUUUCUCAGAAGCCUAAAAAACAUAAAAUAAUCUGCUACUGACACAGCUCCCCCUCCCCAUUCCCCUAAAUCAUGGAAGUGUCAAAAUUUUGCUCCUUUUUUUCAUAAAGUAAAGGGCAGGUGUGAUGACCGCCAUCUCUUUUCAGUCACUGAUUAUGUUCUUGAGAAAUAUGUACCAAUAAUUUGUUUUAAAACAGCCUUUUAUCAACCCAAUUCCCAUGUAUUUAUAAAAGCUUUAAAAUUUAUAUUUAAUGUUAUCCUGAGAUAUAUUUGGGUUCUUCACACUGCACUUAAAAUGAUAGAGAAGGGACAUUACUUGAGAAACAAGAGACCUGAACCUAAUUAUGGCAAGUAUAUGAGUCUGGCAAUUGUAGCCUGUCAAUGUGUCCUAAGAAUUCUUUUUCAGCAAUUAUGCCUCUCUCACAUAGUUUUCUACCUUCUAACGUUUUCCAAUAAUAUCCUAUGAGAUAAGUUUGUAUGCUACAUGUAAGAGCAUAGAACUCUGAGAAAGUAAUCUAAGGCUGCCAAGGCAGAUCCACUCCUAGAGAGUAGAUCGAUUAUUGGAAGAAGAAAAGACCUAAUUACAAACAAAUAUCCAGACAGAUGGAAGUGCUGACACCAUUCAACCUACACUUGGUCUUAAUAGUAAUACUAAAGUAAUAGUUUACAUAAAAUCUUCUGACUUUAUAUGGUCAUUCUGUUAAAAAAAAAAAAAAAGAGUAGACAAAAAUAAUUUAUUUUCUAAUCAUCCUUCCUUUCAGUGGGCACUCCCUGGGCAUAGAUUAACUGUACAUGUUUGUGAGUGGAGAGGAAAGCAUCAGUUUUCAUCUUGAAACUGGUAACCCAUUCCUCAAUCUAAGAUAGAUCUUUAAGACUGUGAAGAUAGGAUGGUGUGAUGAGAUGAGACAUCUACGGUGGCUGAAACUCACUCCCAACUCACUAGAAGUAACCUGGCUCUGCUGCUGUGUGCGGUUUACAAACCAUACGCUCAGUUUUAUGUCUGCCUUAAUUAUACAUAGUGGCCCCGCAGAAGAUCUUGUUUAAAAUGAAGGCAAGAGUAGACUUCCUAUGUGUAUAUAUUCAAGGAGAGCCUUUGUAUACCUGGUAACAUGACUGCCCGGCUCUGAACUAGAUGUUCAGGGUCUGAAGAUGAAAUCAUCAGAGAAGGUGUGUAGGUAGCCUUGGAAUGUAAGGACGAUGGGGCUAUCAAAUACCCUAAAUUAUAUCAACUCAGAGCUUAAAAGGAUGAGUAAGUUUCAAGCUCAGAGUGAGAAAAAGAAAUUCACCAAAGCAUGCUGAGGCUUUAAUGCAUGUGGGAGACUUCUGAGCGGUCGUCAUUGCUUUAGAGAUCUCUGAACUGACAAAGGAAAAUAAUUAGAUUAGCAUUGAUACUGUAAAACUUAUAAAAGGGACUCGUGUUUAUUCUUGGUGUAAUUUGUCAGCCUGUGGACAGUGAUUACUGUAUAUACAUUCUAUAUAUGUAGAAUAUAUAUAUAGUGUGUUUGUUUUAUAUAUGUCACUAUUAGAGUUGAAUGUCUUAAUAUUAUUUACUACUUCUACUCACAUGUAUUAUUUAUACUUUACUGCAAGAGUCACAGCACUUUACUUACUAACAUUAGAUAAGUAUUUUCCUUCUACCUUUCUGUGGCAUUUUCCAUGUACAUCUUUUCCACCGGGGUUCUUUUCCUUAUUUUGGAAGACUCACUAAGGAAGCCGUAAAAGACAGCCCAAAUAAAUGGGCUGUGCUCUCUUCCUGAAAUGUUUAAAGUCUGAUUUGAAGUUCUGAGUCUAGAACGCUAUCUGAAGCUGGGUUGGGGCUGCGAGUCAUUAACUAUAUUUUAUGUCAUGUUAAUAAGACUCAUGAAGUUAAUACUUACGAAGCCAAGGUCUCUCAUAUACAGACACACUUUAAACUCCUGUUUCCUGGAGUUGCAUUAAUAAUAAGUGAACAGUCUUCUGGUUAAUCAGAAGAUGCUGUCACCUUUCAUUUACCUGUCUCCCAAAAUACAGACUGGCAAACUCUCCUUCACUUUCAUAGUUUCUUCAUCAUUGCAUGUACUUAGACACAGAAGAAAGAAAGCCAGAUUCCAGGAGCUGUGAUGUCCAAGAAUCUGGAAAACGCUGGGGAUGAGGUGAUGGGAAGAAGCAGGUACCAACCAUGGCAGGAUGCUACAAAAGUGGUCUUAGUUCUACUAGAACAUACGCCUUAUGAAUUUGGCCAUUUUCUUAAGUUCAAAUAUGGUAAAGUUUUCAGCUGUUUCUUUUGAGAGAUGUUUUGUGGAGUCAGGACUCUCUUCAUUUGUACUUGAAUAUAUUUAUAUUCAAAUCAUAGUCAAAACAUACUGAAGUAUUUGUUGUUACAUAAACAUUAACACAGUGAUUACUGCCAAAGAACAGGGAGAUGUGCUCGUUAAGAACAUGCUCGUAAGGGUUUUGUCUUAUGUUUAGAUGAGAGAAGUGCUUUUAGAGUGUGAACAGUUUCUGCAGUGCUUUCUUCCCUGUUACCCUCUGUUCUGCUGAUUUACUUGGCGUAGGCAGGUCACCUGGAAGACAGAAGCACAAAUAGAGGAGGCUAGACUCUAACCUGUGAGAGGAGAGCCACUUUUUAUCCUCCCAGAGUAAAAAAAUUAAACACACAGUCACACUCACACAUGGGGACAGAACGUUGAACAGAUAAAUCACCUUCUAAAUGUCUUGAGCAUCCUUUGGCUUCUUGCUAAUCUAGUUAAGAGCAGAUACUAGACCUGCAUUGUCCAAUCCACUAGCCAAUUCACAGCCACAUGUGCUGAUUUAAAUUCAAAUAAAAUUAAGAAUCCGGUUCCCCAGUCCCCCAGCCACAUUUCAUCAGAAGCCACCUGUGGAAAGCAGUUACCGUACCAGGCAGCACAGAUCCAGAACGCGUCCAUCAUCGAAGAAGGCGCUUUUGACAUUUGGUGCCCAGAGAGAAAAUAAGGAUGAAAUAAAGACGUUCAGUUAACUUAUGAUACACUUACAGAUUUUUCUGGCAUCAUUAAAGAAAGGUAUUUUUUUUUAUAAAAAUUAAUACCAGCCCUUUGUAAAGACCUUGAAAAAUCAAAACCCCAUUCUUUGAAACUAGUUUUCAAUAUAUUUUUUUAAACAGAUUCUUAGCACUUUACUUUUUAAGUGGUAUAGUUAAAUAACUUCAUAAAUCAUAACUUAGUAUCUUCAGGUUCUUCCCUUUUUUAGGUAGUCUUUUAAAAUUGAUGAUAGUUUCUAACACUUAUCCAGCAGAAACUGAUGAAUGCUUAUUUAUUUACAGGUAAAAGUUGAUAGACAUCAUAGUCCUCUAUUCCGCUACUUUUCAAUCUCUGUUCCAUUUCUUUUACAUAUAUAUAGAUCUAAGGAGAUCUGCCAGCAGUUUUUCAUUUAUGCCCCCAAAAUCACAUUUGAUCAUCUAUCACCUUAAAGGCAUAUCAAGAUCUAAAUAGUUUCUUUGAUUUUCUUCCUAGUUUCUUGCUCUUAACUACUUAGAUUAUGGAUCAAGUUAAGUUUCAUGUAUGAAGCAGAUUUUAUUCCAGCGACUUAGUUAAUGAAACAUUUUUUUAAGAUUUAUUCAUUGCCUUGGCUUAUUACUAAAGCGCUUAGCAUGACUAAACAGAUCUAUACAAAUGCAUCUUUGAAUUUUUUAGUGAAUAGAAGAGACUAAUUGUAACUCUUUGGAAUCAGCUUGGUAUUUAGUGAAAACUAUACUGUCAGGAAGUCAGAUACUUUCCUCUGCCUUUUCAGUCUUUUUAAUCAAGCUGCAGACUUGAUCCAGUAGUAUCAAAUUACAAACAGCUGUAAAGAAAUUCUUAUUCAAGUACAGAUGAGCAAAUGGCAUGAUUUGAGUUUAUUAUUUUUUGGUGGCAGAAUAUUAACUAUAUUCUGCAGAGACUCAUAUUCUUAGUUAAGGGAAAUUUUCAGGAUGCUUGAAAUAAGAAAGAACAUGCUCGUAUAAAUACAGGAAGUGACUGUACACAAAUGCCAAUCAAUGAUUUGGGGCCUUUUAAUUUUUUUUAAUAGUAGUCUUUUGUUUUUUAAUAGUCUUAGUUAUUAAAGAUUGAGAUGCACUAAUAUGCCGUUGCUGUCACUAACUUUGCUGUUUACAGAUUAUAUGUAAUUCAUAAUGCUUUGUGCUCAGAAGAAUAAUUUCCAGAUUUAAUCUUGUUUUGCAAUUUUGUGUUUUGAAAUUUGCCCCACCAUUUAUAGCACCCAAUUUUUGGUUGCAUGAUGAAUGGUAAAAUUCAAACAUAUCUAAUAGUUUAAUAAUUUGCCUUAUUUCGAUUAACAAAUUCUAUCAAAGAUUUGGGGAUAGAAAGAGGCUUUUUUUUUUUUUUUUUCCUACAGUAUUUUUUAAACUUUUCAGAUGAGCUGGAAAACACUUUAGUACAUUGGAGUUGGAGUUGUAUUGGUUACAGUCCCAGCUCUAUAGCCUUAUACUCAUGUCUUAAGUAUUACUGAUUGUUCUAUGAAUUGUUAGUUUGACAUUUGACAUUGUAGUUAUCCACCUUGCAGUUUAGCCUUUGCAAAAAGGAUAUUGCUAGGUAUGUUCUUAUUUCUGGUUGACUACUGAAUUUGUAAUUUCACAAUUUCAUUCUGAGUCAUUGUAAUCCAAAAAGGAAACCCAUGUAGGACUAAAUUUUUCACCUCACAAAUGAAUCAGUGCAGUUUUAGCAACUUUGUACAAAAAUGCAUCCGAGCAAUGUCGCACCUGUUUACCAGUCAUUGACUCUGUUAGGUUCGUGAGUUUUCUCACUGUUUUCUCUGAGGUAGAUGACUUGUUAGAGAGCCUCAGAAAGAAAUUUUCACCAAACUCACAAAAACAUGAAGUCCAAGAAAUCACCAGAAGACAGAUUUUUAAUUUUUUGAAAUCUUAUAUUGUAUUUCCUUUUGAUGUCACUUAUUCAUUUUAAUUUUAUGACUGCCAACUUGUUAUGGUAUUAAUUAUAUGUAUAUGUUUAUAUGUAUGCAUAUAAUAUAUGUAUAUGUAUAUGAAGAAUAAAGUUAAGAUUUGGUCAAACUAUAUUUUCCCAUUCAAGUACAAAAAUGUUUUCAAGGCUGCAAAAAGUGUACAGUUGUUAAACAAGUUGUAAAUAAAGACUUGUAUAAAUUUCA